Messenger RNA from Oncorhynchus masou masou (cherry salmon), 1429 nucleotides. RefSeq names its product secreted frizzled-related protein 5. The record is from RefSeq and is a predicted model, not a curated record. Gene Ontology annotation, molecular function: Wnt-protein binding. The transcript has 4 exons. Gene Ontology annotation, biological process: non-canonical Wnt signaling pathway; canonical Wnt signaling pathway. The coding region runs from base 1 to 1077 and encodes 358 amino acids. NCBI's taxonomy places the organism in Eukaryota, Metazoa, Chordata, Actinopteri, Salmoniformes, Salmonidae.
AUGCCCGUUCCUGCACCUCAUCCUUGCACCACCUCUAAGAGGACCUCUCCUCGUGCUCCUGCUCUCCUCGUGCUCCUGCUCCUCCUGCUUCCAGCUGGGCCUGGCUGGAGUGUCAGGCUGGAGGCAGGACCUGGAGCUGGGAGUGGACCAGAGGCUGGUACAGUUACCAGGACCAGGGUUAGAGCUGGCUCUAGAGUUAGGUUGGAGACUGCGGAUGAGGCCGUGGCUGAAGAUAGAGCUGGUGCUACCAUCCUGUCCGUCAGCAGUGAAGGGCAGUGGGAGCCCCGGAGCUCCUCCCGCUGUGUGCCCAUCCCGGCGGGCAUGGCCCUCUGCCAGAACAUCGGCUACGUCACCAUGAGGAUGCCCAACCUGCUGGGGCAUGAGUCGCCAGGCGAGGCCGUCCAGCAAAGUGCCAGCUGGCUGCCCCUGCUCGCCCGGGAGUGCCACCCCGAUGCCCGCAUCUUCCUCUGCUCGCUGUUCACACCCAUCUGUCUGGACAGAUUCGUUUCUCCGUGUCAGAGCCUGUGCGAGUCAGUGCGGGACAGCUGCGCGCCCAUCAUGGGUUGCUAUGGUUACCCCUGGCCAGAUAUCCUUCGCUGUGACCAGUUUCCUGCCAACCACCUCAUGUGUAUCUCCUCUGUCACCAACACCAGCACAGGAGGGCGCAGAGUGCCCCAGGCUAGCUGUCGAGACUGUGAACUGGAGGAGGCCUCGUCUGCUAAGGACGUGCUGGAAACUUUCUGUAGGAGUGACUUUGCGGUGAAAUUGCGUCUCACGCAGCUAAAAUCCAGUCAGGUGAGUUUGGCCCAGUUCUCCCUGGCCUCUCGUCUGCAGGUUCUGAAGCACGGGCCUCUCCUGGGAGGCCAGAUCCGCUCCCGCCUGCAGCUGUGGCUGGAGAGAGACGCCAGCUGUGUACGGAACAUGACGCGGCGUCAGCCCCAAGGCGGGACCUUCCUGGUGACGGGCACGGUGCAGGGGGAAUGGCUGGUGGUCAACAAGGCCUUUGCCUGGAACAAACACGCCAGGAACCUGAUGGCUGCUGCCCGCAAGUGGAAACAGCACCGAUGUAGAGGCUAGCAGGGGCUCUGGCUAGGAGCUAAACUUGAGGUCUGAAAUGGAUCUGAGCAGAGCUGUAGGCCUAGGUGUACAGAGUCAGGGAUGUGAUUAAAACACCAUAUGACAUCAGCAGAGAGAGAGGAGGUUGUUUGGGGGAGGGUACAUUUCUAUGAUAGACUUCCUGGAUUUGAAUCACAUCCUUGGACAGCUGGAUGUUUCAGAGAGCACCAUCCUGAGCUCAGGACAGGACGCUGCAAAGGACAAUACCUUCUGUGUUUCCUGCAAAUGUACAUAUCUAGAAAUUAUAAGUAAAUAUCACUGAUCUAUAUUUGUAAGAGGUUGACUGGAAUUAAAUUAGUGUUUUCAAAGUGUU